GCUCAGGCUCAGGCGGCUUAGCUGUGUAAGAACAAAAUACCCUGGGAUGUCCAGUCUGUCAUCAGACUGAUGAGCAAACAAAGCCACAGCCCCUAAGAACUCCUGAGAGGUAGACAUACACUUUUUUUUUUCUUCUCCAAAUGCUGUUCCUUUUUGCUUCAUUACAUGGCUUGCCUCCUAGGCUGUGUUUUCAAAGUUCGUCCUGUGAACAGGUUGAUCGUGUCCUGAGCUGAAGAUGUUCCCAGAACAGCAGAAAGAGAGAACCCCAGUCUAGAACUGAGAUAGACACCAGAUAAGCUCUGGCUGAGGAAUAUCUACAAAGACCCAGCAAGUUCUCACAAUCAAGGUCACCAAAAUCAAGAGAAGCCCGAGUUCGUGAGUGUCUGGGUCCGGGACCCCAGGAUUCAGAAGGAGGACUUUUGGCACUCUUAUAUCGACUAUGAGAUCUGCAUUCACACAAAUAGCAUGUGUUUUACAAUGAAAACAUCUUGUGUACGAAGAAGGUAUAGAGAGUUCGUGUGGCUGAGGCAAAGACUCCAAAGCAACGCGUUGCUGGUACAAUUACCAGAACUUCCGUCUAAAAACCUGUUUUUCAACAUGAACAAUCGCCAGCAUGUCGACCAACGCCGCCAGGGCUUGGAAGAUUUCCUCAGAAAAGUCCUGCAGAAUGCACUCUUGCUUUCCGAUAGCAGCCUCCACCUCUUCCUGCAGAGCCAUCUGAACUCCGAGGACAUUGAAGCAUGUGUUUCUGGGCAGACCAAGUACUCGGUGGAAGAAGCCAUUCACAAGUUUGCUUUAAUGAAUAGACGGUUUCCCGAAGAAGAAGAAGAAGGGAAGAAAGACGCCGACGUAGAGUAUGAUUCAGAAAGUUCAUCCUCUGGGCUUGGACACAGUAGUGAUGACAGCAGUUCUCAUGGAUGUAAAACGAGCCCAGCUCUGCAGGAGUCCUGAGAAGGAAUUCUGGGGCUACCACCUUAGGAACGAAAUUGUGCCCAGCCAGAAAGAAUGCUGGCUCAUAAUAGAUUCUUACCCAAUGCCACUGUCAGUAUCCCAGGUAGUGAAAUUCUUAAAGUGGUGGGGUAUUAGUACUAGUAGUUUUAUGUUGUCUAAUUCUAGCCAAGCUUCUGUGUGAAGCUAUAAGGUCUGUGAAUGCCAUACGGCCCUUUAUUGCCAUCCUAUACUUGUAAAUACGAUCCUGCUCUCAAGUGAAAUGAGUUAUAUGAGAUAUAUAUAUAUAUAUUUGGUCUUAACUGGAUUUUAAAGAGUUUGGCGUAUUAGUAGCAUUUAAAGCCAGAUAGGGCACCCUUGCUGUGUCAAUGAGGAAGUUACUGUAAACACAGUGUUCGACUGAAGCUAGAGUGCAGAGUCGCAGCACUGCUGACUGCCUGCCUCUCUGACAUGUGGCUCUUGUUUCGUGGGGACUUUUCCUCUGGAAAAUACUUUGCCUUCAGGUAUUUGAUUGAAAUAUUUAAGAGUAUUUAAGCUUUCCAGUAUCCUGUAUCAUGUGUAAAUGGAAAAUAUGUCUUACAAAUAGAGAUGCACUAAAACAACAAAAACAACAACAAAACAAACGUUUACAUCCUAGGAGGGAAAAAAAACAAAAGUCUUUGUAAUUUUGCUUAAAUUUGCCAGACACAGAUUUAGAAAUACAUUCUCACUGUCCAAAAUCAGCUUAAACACUGGCUCUGGCGAUGAGUCAUUGUGCAAUUAGAAUCAUAUCUUAUGAUUUAUUUUCUGUCAUUAAAAAAAUGUACAUUAAAAAAAAAAGUCACCAGGUAGCUUCCAUGAGGAAUAGCUCCUCACGGUUCAUUUUUUCAGUUAGAAGAAGGUUUUUAUGAGUUAAUUUUACCCAUAAAUAUUUCAGUAAUUUUGGAGUGGAAGUUGGGUUGCUAACAUCAGAGCUCAUGUUCAUGUUUUAGAAGCCCUUUCUUUCUAGGUGUCUCUCAAAAGACUGGCUUAAUUGGAAUAAAAUAGCUUUUUUUUUUUAAGUGUCCCAAAGAUAAGAUAUCUUGGGGUCCACCAUGAGCUUCCAGUUUCAGCCGAGGCAGCAGUUUUCCUGGGAUAAUUAGCCAAGGGUUCCCCAGAGUCUUCCUAGGUAUCUCUGGGAACCAGCAGAAGGAAUUUUCACCUAAGAGGGAUAACUUGUUGCUUCCAAUGAAUGGCUCCCACUCUCGUGGGUGCAAAAGCGGCAGCAAAAAGCAGCCAUUUACUUGGGUACUUAAGAGUUAUUGUAUUAAUAAAAAGUUAUUGACUUGUCCUUUGAGAGCCUUCUUACAGAGAAUUGGUUAAAAAAACCAAACAUUCAAUUUGGAAUAAGAAUGAUUUUUUAAAGUUCUGUCUGAAACAUUAUCAAACUUGUGUAAAUAUUUUGAUUUAUGUCUUAGAUCCUGUUAACCGUGUCCUCUAAUUGUCUUUAUUUUAAUGCCAAAAGGAAGUGAUUAUGCAGCUGUGUGUAGAGUUUCAGAGCAAGUUCCUCAGCAGUGUAGAUGAAUUCACAUCAUUUAUGUUUUAACGGCGUUUUUUUGGAAAGCAUAAAUUGUGACAUCAGUUAUCAUGCUACUUCUUGGUGACAUAAUAUAACCUUUGAAGUUAAUAUGAAGUGAUGUUUGCUCCAUAAACUCCACAGUCACUGUUUUCACAUUAAACAUGAAAGCAAAGCAAAACAAAA
Messenger RNA from Mus musculus (house mouse), 2668 nucleotides. RefSeq names its product sorting nexin 10 (gene Snx10). The coding region runs from base 466 to 951 and encodes 161 amino acids. The record is from RefSeq and is a predicted model, not a curated record. Gene Ontology annotation, cellular component: microtubule cytoskeleton; cytosol; centrosome. Lineage: Eukaryota; Metazoa; Chordata; Mammalia; Rodentia; Muridae. Gene Ontology annotation, molecular function: phosphatidylinositol binding; 1-phosphatidylinositol binding; ATPase binding. The transcript has 8 exons. Gene Ontology annotation, biological process: protein localization to cilium; cilium assembly; intracellular protein transport.